Messenger RNA from Cyphellophora attinorum, 2826 nucleotides. Its product is annotated as Protein zds1. The record is from RefSeq and is a predicted model, not a curated record. Lineage: Eukaryota; Fungi; Ascomycota; Eurotiomycetes; Chaetothyriales; Cyphellophoraceae. The transcript has 3 exons. Gene Ontology annotation, cellular component: cell septum; cytoplasm. Bases 1 to 2826 code for a protein of 941 amino acids. Gene Ontology annotation, biological process: positive regulation of G2/M transition of mitotic cell cycle; establishment of cell polarity.
AUGAACCACCACACACUCAGCACUACAACCAGGCCUCGCGACAAUGCCGCGAGCUUUGCUUCCCGCCGAGGCCACCUCCAGCAACUCUCGAUCAGCAAUGACGAUCAUCACGUAACCGAAGCGAUAGGCUACAUGUACGGCGAUGAAGAUCACGAUGGUCAGCGCAGCUCAAAAGGCUCCUCGGGCAAUCCGACUUCACCUAUCGAGCGCCGAAUGCAAGACUUUCACUUGAAUGACCAGCCCGUCCGAAGAACUUCAAUACCUCGGAAAGCCAUGCCUGAACGACAACUGUCAAACGGGAAGGUGAUCGUGGGCCCGAAUACGCAGAGGCCGCAACCUUUGAGACAAGCUUCAUGGGACAGACAAGGAACACCUUCGCCUCCUCCACAUGGCCGAGAUCGCUCGCCGUCAGACACCGCCAACACGCAUUUUCCUCUCAAUGAUACCGACUACGAGUCCAGCCCGGCAGCUGUGGCACAGGAGCUCAGCAAUCUGCAAGCUCUGCGACGUAUGUCUAUGCUGUCGAUGGAUGGAGGAGCAGCUGGUGAUCCUGAUUUACCACAUCUAAAUCCUGCUGCACUUCCGAGUGCUCCGGCCUCAAACGCAAGUGAAGACGACGACUCUCGGCUGUUUUGGGUUCCUGCAAGAUUACAUCCAGAAUUAGCACCCAAAGAGUUCAAGAGCUUCUUAGACAGCAAGGCAGAGCAGAUCAAGAGACGGUCAGGGGAACUAUCGCAGUUCACAAGUCCAGGCACAUCAAGAUCGAAUUCUGCCUCAUCACUGGGCGUAGACAACGGCGGCUUGCGAAGGAAAAAAUCGAUGCUGUCCCGCCAGAUAGACAGCUCAGCCGGCUAUCAAGAUGGAGCAGACAGACUGGAACGAAAGAGGUCGCUCCGACAGAGUGGUGGUCCGGACCCAACGUUGCUGGCACUUGAGACAUUGGUCUCGGGAGAGAAUCGAAGGGCUAGCGUGGAGAGCCCAGGUCAGGAUUCUCAAGAGGAGGAUGUUAUUCUACCCUCGAUACCUGGUUCUACGCUGAAACGCUCAACGAGGACAACAUACAGGAAAGCUGGGAGCGUCAAAGGCGGCCGUCCUGAUCGGUCGACCUACGCGCAGCGGGCAGCACGCCGGGUUGCAACUCACGGUGACACACCUAUCACGCCUGCUACGCCUGAAGUACCUCAGAUGCCUACCUUUUCGUCAAGCGAUUUUAACCUCACACUGACGGACCCGUCGUCACGCGAGUCAAUUCCGCCCAGGACUGAGAGCACUCCUGCGGCAGGCAGUCGGCAAGGCGGAGUGUACAACUUCUCAAGACCUGCGAACCUCGCAAAGCAUUCUCAGGAGCGCCUUAACGAUGGCCGGCAGACGUUCGACGGCAUAUUAGGUGGGUCAUCGCACCGCAAUAGUACUGCAAGUAUGCCGGAAAGAAUGACGCAGCCAUUGCCUGAGCCGCCAGAGCAGCGGCUUGUUCCCCAGAUCAUCGAGACACCGGCGCCUGAAGAGCGUCCGUCGACCGCACCGUCUCCAGCGCCUAUACAGCCGCCAAUGCGGCAUCCUGAGCGGUCAUCAUCGCGGGAUGCGCAGAAACAGCCGUACCAACGUCCCGGUAUGCCUCCGAAACAACAAUCUUCUGUCAAUGCGAUACCACAACUCCAGCAACGACAGCCGUCACAGACAUAUCAGAAAGGGCCGCAAAGCUUAGACCAGCCUUCGCCUCUGCCGGGCAACAACACCAAUACAGCCGACCUCUCUUACAUCCCAACACUGACAGUCGACAAGCGAGCAGACCAUCGAGCAAAGGAUGAGCCCAAAAAGUCCAGCUGGGGUUGGCUGCUGGGCAAGGAAGAGAGGAAGGACGAGAAAGUAGACAAACCCAAAGCCAAAAUAGUCAAACCACCCCAAUCGCACGACAACACCCGACUCGACGUUCUCCAAACCUCCAUCGAAGGCAACAACAAAGGUCGCGAGAGCCUGGUGAUCGACCGCGAAAGUCUCCGACUCGACGAAGAGCGCAAGAAGGAAUCGAUCCGCAAAGCCAGUGGCGAAGGCAAAAAGGAGAAGGAAGGCUUGUUCUCCUCCCUCUUCGGCAAGAAAGGCAAGGCCGAGAAGGAAACCACAAAGGGCGGCAACAAGUAUAAGGAUCGACUGUCGCCUGAGCCUACGAUUCGAGAGCUCAAGCCGGAUAUCGACUAUAAUUGGACAAGAUUCUCGAUUCUGGAAGAGCGUGCGAUUUACAGGAUGGCGCACAUGAAGUUGGCGAAUCCGAGGAGGGCGCUGUACAGUCAGGUACUGCUAAGCAAUUUCAUGUAUAGCUAUCUGGCCAAGGUGCAGCAGAUGCAUCCGCAGAUGAAUCUGCCGACGAGUGCGAAGCAGCAAAGACGGCAGAAGGAGCAGCAAGGUGGUGGGACCCCAGGUGGUAGUGGUAGCCAGCAGGGUCAGAGCAGUAGUCAGCCAGAGGAGUUCACGCAGUACCAGCGGUACCAGCAGGCUCAAAACGCCCAACAAGCCCAAUCCCAACCUCAGGCUCAGUCGCAGCCAACGCCUUCAUCGCAGCCGGAACCGCAGCAAGAGCCACACGCGUAUGCCUACCAGCCGAGUCAGACAGGACAGGCAUACGAAGGCGAUAGCUCACAGUACGGCUACGACACGAAUGGUCAACACCGCGGGGUGGAUCCAAGGAGCCAGCAGAGUCAUCAACAUCACCAUCAGCCGAAUGGCAACUACAUGAGCAAUGCCAGUGGCAGUAACCCAUACUAUCAGGGCGCGUCGAAUAGGCAGGCGGUUUCGAGAGGCGGAAAUGAUGACGACGGGGAUAUGUGGUGA